GCCUUGGGCCAGGCUCCUCCGAGCCCGGCCAGGCCCGUGCUGAAAAUGCAGAGCAUGGGUGAUUUGGGCAUCAUGGUGGCAUUUUACAGUGACUACCUACUCAAGGGUACCUGUUUGAACUUCUGGUGGCAGCUUGCCCCCCAUUCCCUCCCUGUGGCAGACGCACCAUGUGCCCUUUGAGUCGGCAUCAUAGAGUGCUACCCUGCAACAGGAAGGUCCGGUGACGCUAGUGGGCUCCUGCAGCCAUGGUCAAGUUUGCCAAGCACUUGGAGCUGCAGCUGGUUCCGGAAUGGAGGGACGCAUAUGUGAGCUACAAGAAGCUCAAGAAGGACAUCAAGCGCAUUCCCCCCGUCCGCCUGCGCACCUUCCGCGGCUCCAGUGGGGGCAGCGUUCACGGUGGUGGCGAGCAGGACCCCGAUGCGGACGGCCAGAGGACGCCACGCCGCCGCAGCUCGGCAUCGCUCAACACCCUCAUCCGGCGCAGCAGGUCCCGUGCCCGCCUCCAGCCCGGCACCGACUACAUCACCGUGCGCACCGUGCGCGGCGACGCAGCGGACGGCAGUGCCGACACAUACUACACGGACGUGCUGCCGCCCGUCAACGAGUCCCCCGAGGAGGUCACAUUCUUUGCGCGCAUGGACGCUCAGCUGAACAAGGUGAACCUCUUCUAUGGCAAGAAGGAGCAGGAGUACAGUGCCCGCCUGCAGCACCUGGAGCGCCAGAUCGCAGCGCUCAAUGAGAUGAAGAGCGCGCUGGCCAAGAAGCAGGAGCAAAUGAACGCUGCCGCAUCUUCCUCGCCUCGUUCUCCUGAAGGGCCCCAGUCCCCCCGUGCUGAGACCGCGCCAGCCGUUGCCAAUGAGGCACUUCCCAGGGUGGCGCUGCAAGAAUUGGCCAACGGAAGGGACGCCGACGGAGUGCAGAAUGGCAGGCAGGGCGCAGACAGGAGGCGGGAAGCCAGUACGCCUGCGGGCCAGUCGGGGUAUCGAGAUGGGGAGAACUGCCAGCGUGAGGCAAUGGACGGCGAGACGACGAUUCCUGACAUCAGGAGCCUGCGCCUGGUCAUCCCGGCGGCCACGCCUGUGCUGGCGCUUAACAAGAUGUCGCGCGUAUUGUGGAACGACAUUGCGCGGUCCGGCACGCGUGCGGAGAGCGUCCUGGCGGAGCUGAGCGACGACGUGACGGAGGUCCUGAAGCAGAGCCGCAGCACCAUCAAGAGGGCCGAGAAGCUGCUGCACAGCGCCACCGUCGAGUUCUACCGCGGCCUCGGCCUGCUCAAGAGCUUCAGCUCGCUGAACACGGUGGCGUUCGGCAAGAUCUUGAAGAAGCACGACAAGGUGGUGGGGUGGACCGCAGCGCGCCCGUACCUGGCUGCGGUGGAGCGCGCGCACUUCUGCGCGUCGCCGGCGGUGGUGCAGAUGAUGGCGGCCACGGAGGCGCUGUUCACCAAGCAGUUCGCGGGGGACAGCCACAAGCAGGCCAUGCAGGUGCUGCGCCCCGUGCACCGCUCUGCCUCCCACCAGGUCACCUACGCGCUCGGCUUCUUCAGCGGCUGCAUCCUGUCGCUGCUCAUCACUUUCAUCGUGCUCAUCUCCAACGCGGGCGGUUACGACCAGCGCGGCGGGGCCGACUACCUCCACUCAGUCUUCCCGGUCUUCACGGCGAUGCUGCUGCUGCUGCUGCACAUGUUCGUGUACGGCGGCAACGUUUACUGCUGGCGCAUCAAGCAGAUCAACUACUCCUUCAUCUUCGAGUUUCGCCCCGGCACUGAGCUGCGCGUCCGCGAGGUGCUGCUGGCGGCGUCGCUGAUGACCACGCUCACGCUGGGCGGCAUGGUGCUCCACCUCGUGCUGCACACGGCGGACCCGCGCGUGCACGGCGGCGCUGGCGAGUACAUCCCGCUCGCAGUGCUCCUGGUGUGGCUGGCGGUGUUUUUGUGCCCGCUGGAUCUCUUCUGGCGGCCCAGCCGCAUGUUCCUGCUGCGCAUCCUGCGCCACCUGGCCCUCGCCCCGCUCUACCGGGUCAUGCUCGCCGACUUCUUCGUGGGCGACCAGCUCACCAGCCAGAUUCCGUUCCUGCAGCAGCUGCAGUACUGCUGCUGCUACUACUUCGGCGGCCACUUCAAAAACCGCGACGGCGCCGCCUGCACCGGCAAUGGCACGUACCGCAGCAUGCUCUACGUGGUCGCAAUCCUGCCCUACUGGUUCCGCUUCGCGCAGUGCUGGCGGCGCUUCUUCGAGGAGGGCCGCGAGCGCGUGCACGUGGCCAACGCGGGCAAGUACCUGAGCGCCAUGCUGGCGGUCAGCUUCCGCCUCUGGUACCUCAACAGCGGCACCCGCGCGGGCCUCGUCCUGAGCAUCAUCGCCGCGGUGGUCGCGACCGCGUACCAGGCGUACUGGGACCUGGUCAUGGACUGGGGCCUCCUGCGGCGGCACGCUCGCCACCCCUGGCUGCGCGACCAGCUCGUGCUCAAACACAACAGCAUCUACUACGCCGCCAUGGUGGCGGACGUGGUGCUGCGGCUGGCGUGGAUCCAGUCCAUCUCGCGCUUCCGCUUCGGGGGCCGGGUGCCGCCCAGCAUCAUGACGCUCAUCGCGGCGUCGCUGGAGGUGCUGCGCAGAGGGCUCUGGAACUUCUUCCGGCUGGAGAACGAGCACCUGAACAACGUGGGCAAGUUCCGGGCGGUGCGCUCCAUCCCGCUGCCGUUCAAGGACCUCGAGGGAGCAGAGGUGUAGCACAGCACGGCGCCGCAAGUCUCGAGAGUCCUGGCGGUGCAGAGCCGUGUGUUGUACAUAUGUAGGGUGGUGCCGGGCAGGCCAGCAGUGGCGGCCACGAGACAGCUUGAUGCUGGCGGUACUCGCGACGCUCUGCAGCCCGCUCUGAAGCUACGCAUGCGUCAAAGGUAAGUUAUGGCCGCAGAUCAGUCCUAGAAGACUGCAGCUCAAAGAACGACAGUUUUGGUCGAUUCCAAGAUUCAUAGUACUCGAAACCUUGAUAUCAAGGAAACCGGCGAGCCCAGAUGGGUCGAGCGGUUCUGACUAGAGAAAUAGAGGGUGACAAGUUGACUUCCUGCUACGUUCAAGCUUAGGAACGGCCAAUCCUAUAAUUGCGACUGCAUGCUUUUAAUGACGUGUACACUUUUAACUGACGAAACAUAUUUUAAUUAGUUCAACAGCUUUUACGCUUACCUUUCGUGGAGGAGUAAAUUCAUG
Molecule: messenger RNA, 3209 nt
Organism: Klebsormidium nitens
Lineage: Eukaryota; Viridiplantae; Streptophyta; Klebsormidiophyceae; Klebsormidiales; Klebsormidiaceae
Source: the annotation of a GenBank genome assembly